Epinephelus moara (kelp grouper) is the source of this 3191-nucleotide messenger RNA. RefSeq names its product Ras-related GTP binding Ca (gene rragca). The record is from RefSeq and is a predicted model, not a curated record. Gene Ontology annotation, cellular component: Gtr1-Gtr2 GTPase complex; lysosome; nucleus. Gene Ontology annotation, biological process: positive regulation of TOR signaling; cellular response to amino acid stimulus; cellular response to starvation. The transcript has 7 exons. Lineage: Eukaryota; Metazoa; Chordata; Actinopteri; Perciformes; Serranidae. The coding region runs from base 195 to 1343 and encodes 382 amino acids. Gene Ontology annotation, molecular function: GTP binding; GTPase activity.
GUGAGUUUUUUUUCAGGGGAGAGGAAAUCCUAAGGAAAUGUGUGGGAUCACGCUCGGUGUUUCCAAGUAGCCAGGGCAUUAUUGAUAAACGAUUUCACUGUGUAACGUUAGUUUGUGUUGGUGCGAUACAAACACGGGUGCAGCGACCGACAAGUAAGGGGGGGAAGAGGGGAAGCGACCGUCGUUAGGUCAAAAUGUCGAUUCAGUACGAGGUGGAACAGCUGGCUGACAGCUACGGGGUUGCGGACUCGUUCCCCAAAGAUUUCGGCUAUGGUGAAGAGGAGGCCGACAUUGAGGACAGCCCGGCGCCGUCCGACAGCAAACCGAGAAUCCUGCUCAUGGGUUUGAGGAGAAGUGGCAAAUCAUCCAUACAGAAGGUGGUGUUCCACAAAAUGUCUCCCAAUGAGACCUUGUUCCUGGAGAGCACCAACAAGAUCUACAAGGACGACAUCUCCAGCAGCUCCUUUGUCAACUUCCAGAUCUGGGACUUCCCGGGCCAGGUGGACUUCUUCGACCCCACCUUCGACUACGAGAUGAUCUUCAGAGGAACCGGGGCGUUGAUAUUUGUCAUUGAUGCUCAGGACGAUUAUGUGGAGGCCCUGGGCAGGCUUCACCUCACUGUGUCGCGGGCCUACAGGGUCAAUCCAGAGAUCAACUUCGAGGUGUUCAUCCACAAAGUGGACGGCCUCUCAGACGAUCACAAGAUCGAGACCCAGAGAGACAUCCAUCAGAGAGCCAAUGAUGAUCUGGCAGACGCUAGCUUAGAAAAGCUGCAUCUCAGCUUUUACUUGACGAGUAUUUACGACCACUCCAUCUUCGAGGCCUUCAGUAAAGUGGUGCAGAAGCUCAUCCCUCAGCUCCCCACUCUGGAGAACCUCCUAAACAUCUUCAUUUCUAAUUCAGGUAUAGAGAAGGCCUUUCUGUUCGACGUGGUCAGUAAGAUCUACAUCGCCACAGACAGCUCUCCUGUAGACAUGCAGUCCUAUGAACUGUGCUGUGAUAUGAUCGACGUGGUCAUUGACGUCUCCUGCAUCUAUGGUCUGAGGGAGGACGGCAGCGGCAGUGCCUACGACAAGGAGUCCAUGGCCAUCAUCAAGCUCAACAACACCACUGUGCUGUACCUGAAAGAGGUCACCAAGUUCCUGGCCCUUGUCUGCAUCCUGCGAGAAGAAAGCUUUGAGCGCAAAGGAUUAAUAGACUACAACUUCCACUGUUUCCGGAAGGCCAUCCAUGAAGUUUUUGAGGUUGGCGUUUCCACCCAGCGUCCAGCGGGCCCCAAGGCGGUGGGCUCGCCCUGCAGCAAGGCCGUCGCACUGAACGGCACGCCGCGCAACACUGUCUAGACACUGAUGCAAAAUAAAAGACACAAGAGUGUAGAGGAAAGGAAAGAUGGAGAACGGCCUGAGAGCCUGUAGAGGACAGACUACUAAACGCACCGGCGCGCCAAUCACAAUCCCUUGCUCCCAGCACCCAAAGUACUGUGAGACGGCUUGAGCCGCGAGCGUGUGAGACAGCACUGGAGCACAGCGGGGGUCAGGCCUCUCAAGCUGGGACGGAAGGGAAAUUCAGGCAUUCUUUUUAGGCGAAUGCAAGGCACCGUGUUGGCUGUGAGGAGGUCCGAGAGAGUAAAACUGCACCUGGACAGGAAAAAGGUUCAGGAUCUUUCUUUGGAUUUUCCUAAAGCGGUCAAAGGCUGUGAUAAUUAGCUGCUGGUCCCUCUAAAUGAACAAUGUGAGGAGGGAACACAAACCCUCGUUGUAAACCUUCUCGCUUAUGGACGAACUGUGAUGUCAGUUUGCAGGAAUUUCUCUAGUGAUGAACCCACCCCGACCACUUCUGUGCUGAUGAAAAAAAACAAAACAAAAAAAAGAUGGUGGAUGUGAACUGCAAGUCCUAACCCACACAUGUUCAGAGAUGGCCUUAUGUAGAUGAAGCUUGUUGCGGUGCAAGCUUUCUCUCACCACCACUCACCUCACCCUACCUGAAUGCUGCCCAAAACUCGCUUUUUGGUUUCACUUGUGAAGGGAAAACAAGGUUUUGUGUGCAGACUGAAAAGGGAUUGUGCUGUCCAUCUGACUUGGUCUUGUUUAUGUGUGUGUGUGUGUGUGUGUGUGUGUGUGUGUGUAUGCAGGUAUGUGUGUGUGUGUAUAUGCAGGUAUGUGUGUGUGUGUGUGUUUGUAUGAAAGAUUUUGAUUAGAUCCCAGAGUGGGACCUUUACAGAAAGAGUUUAUGUCCUUCUCAAUAACAGCAGCUUAGCAUAAUUAAACUCUUUUCAAUCAGUGAAAGUAACUUUUAUGUGUGUGUUCCACUGAAAAUCACACUUUUGAUCGACUUUAUGAUAGGUUGUAAAAUUAAGUAUGUUGGGAAUUUGUUAAUGGUCUUUGCAAAAGCACUGCCAAAAUAAUUACAUGACUCAGAAACAGUAAAAUAAUGAAAAUACGUCAUGAUUAAAACCUCAUUUGUACCAUUUUAAAAAAAGAAAUGUAUUAGGUUGAGACGCAGGACUGGUGGAGGAGUUCACACUCCACAUUGGCUGACUAAGGCAUUUUGGGAUGAUUAUAUGAACUGGUUGAAACUUGCAUGUUUUUCCACCUAGAGUUUCAGUCCUGCCCAAAAUUAUUAACCCAUGUUUUGUUUUUAGUUUGGCUCUGUUUAAGCAGGAUUCACAAAAGCGAAAUAUACCCAUUCCAAGCAUGCAUACGUCGGUGUGUUGUCAACUUGUAUUGUUCUCAACUAUAACACUGCUCAUUGCAUUCAAAAGGUAAGAAAGUGAAAAUGAAACUAACCAAGACAAACAGAUAAACCAGGAGGGAAAAAAGACCAAAUUUCAUUAUUUACCAUUACAAUGACACACAACAUGUUCAUGCCUGUUUUAUAUCAGGAAUGAGAUGUGGGAACUCUGGCUGCAUCUAAAGACCAGGAGCCUGACUCACGAAGCAGCUGAUGAUUCACAGGUUAUCUUGAUACGUUUGCUGAGUAAAGUGCCUGUAAAACUUGUUUUGGAUUUUACUCAGCAAAGUUUUACUCGGGUAACUUGGUGAACUCGCUUCUUGAGCCAGGCUCGAGAUCUUCUCGACCCAGUCAUUAUAAGUCACCUGAAAAUACACACUUGCACAUCAGAACUGUGAUGGAUGAUUGAUUUCAUGUAUUGUGAUGCUAUACUAUGUGAAAUAAAUGAAAAUUUAAAUUUU